ACAUACAGGAAAGAAGAAAGACAAGUGGGCCAAAGGCCCAAAACACCCACACGCACGACUUCUUCGUCGGCGUCGCCGCGCCGCCGCGCCGCCGCCGCCGCCUCCGGCCGGCCGGCCGCACCUCCACCACCGCACAGCACCUCUCAGCUCUCACCCGCGGGGAGAAGGGAGGAACACGGAGAAGGCUCAGACUCGCCAAUUUCAUGGAGAUUGCAUCUCGGCUGUGUUGAUGCGUCGCCCAUGCACCCACUCACCCUCUCCUCCACCGCCCUCCUCCGCCUCAUCAAGUCGCUCUCGCCGGCGGUGCGUAGGGCCCACCUGUCGGCGUCCUCUAUCCACUGCCUCCUCCUCAAGGCCGGCCUCCUCCACGUCGGCGCGCACCUCCCGACGGCGCUCCUCUCCGCGUAUGCCGCCCUCGGCAGCCCGGAUCACGCGCGCAGGCUGUUCGACGAAAUGCCCGAGCAAGGCCUUGUCCCGCGAACCGCCAUGGCCCGGGCGCACGUCGCGUCUGGGCAGGCGGCUCAAGCGAUCGCCGUAUUCGGGGACAUGGUGGCGGAUGGUGUCUUCCCGGACAAUGUCGCCCUGGCAGUCGCGCUUGGGGCAUGCCAUGGCGCUGGCUCUUGGACGGCUAGGAGGAAUCCAGGCAAGAAGAUCCAUGCUCUCAUCGUGACCAGCGGCAUUGAGCCAGAUGUGUUUGUCUCCACCGAGCUGAUAAGGGUCUACGGUGAGUGUGGCAAGCUGGCGGUUUCUAGGAGGGUGUUCGAUGACAUGCCGUCGAGGAGUACCAUUACAUGGAACGCCAUGUUGCAUCAGUAUGCCAGGCACGGGAAAGUUGACACGGCUUAUGAGCUGUUCCUCGCAAUGCCGAGGAGAGAUGUUGUGUCCUGGAACACAGUGAUGGCCGGGUACUGUGUUGCUGGCCGGUGCAGGGAGGCACUUGGCUUGUUCCGUCAGAUGGUGUCGCCGUCAUCGUGUGCGGUGCAUCCUAAUGUGCCUACGAUGAGCACUAUCCUCGGUGCUUGUGCCGGCGCGGGUUGUUUGGAGACCGGGAUUUGGGUCCAUGCAUAUAUUGAGAGGAACAGGAUGAAUGAUGAUGGCUAUCUGGAUCGGUGCCUGAUAGACAUGUACUGCAAAUGCGGAAGCAUCGAUAAUGCCCUACAGGUGUUUGAGAAGGCACCUAGGAAGAGGGACCUGUUCUCAUGGACAACCGUGAUCUGUGGGCUGGCAAUGCACGGCCGCGCCACUGAUGCUUUGAGAAUGUUUGACAUGAUGCAGGAUAAUGGCAUAUGCCCGGAUGAUGUCACGCUUGUUGGGGUCCUAAAUGCUUGUGCACAUGGAGGUUUGGUAGACGAAGGUCUUGGCUACUUCUACUCCAUGGAGGCAAAAUUUAGAAUCACACCCAAGAUUGAACACUAUGGUUGCAUGAUUGAUCUUCUUGGCCGCGUUGGGCGACUGCAGGAAGCAUAUAGCAUGAUAAGAACAAUGCCAAUGGAUCCCAACACGGUUAUUUGGGGUGCAUUCUUGAGCGCGUGCAAAGUUCAUGGCAAUAUGGAACUCGGCAAGAUUGCGGCAGAAGAGCUCACCAGGUUGGAUCCAGAUGACCCUUGGGGGAGAGUGAUGCUGUCCAGCAUGUACGCGAAAGCACAGGAUUGGAUUGGUCUUGCCCGGGAGAGGAGGGAGAUGAACAGCAUGCAGGUGAAGAAGACUCCUGGGUGCAGCUCGAUCGAGCUCAAAGGCGAGGUGCAUGAGUUUGUUGCUGGUGGCAGUCAGCAUCCUCAGUAUGCUGAGAUUUGCAGUGUACUGCAAGAUGUUGAAGCUCAAACAAAUGUAGGUUGAGACACACAGCCUUCUGUUGAGCUUCUUGUGCUGCCAGGAUUUCAGCACAGGUGCAAUUUCCUCUGAGCCUUCACGAGAACGCUCCUUGCUUUGCACGUCGGCAUGUGGAGAACCGAAGAGAAGAUUAGCUAAUUAGUCAGUUAAAAUGCGAAGAACUGACAAUUUUGCUCUGAAUCCAAUAUAAACUUCAAUAUGCUGAUUUUAUGAGCUAGGGUUCAGAGUUUACACGGCCUAGAGGGUGGUGUCAGCUUGAUUGGCAUAAGAGGAGACAAUCUAGUCGGAUAAAGACCUUUGAGGGAGAUGGAAUAGAUUAAUACAUCUUCAUCGCUUGAUUGCUAGUAAUGGAUACAUGACACCCUUUUAUAGGGCAUGGCUUUGACUGGACAGCUGAUACAUGGAAUAAUAAUCUCUGCUCAACAGCUGAUGAAAUUUCUUUUAACUUCGUCAAUUUGAAGCGACGAAAGAAUGUUGAAGCUAGUUUACACAUGCAUUCAACCUUUUCCCGUGAAGGCAUACUGAGCAUUGCACUCAGGAACCUCUUUCAGAUUUUUUUAGUGUAUUAUUUACCCUUUUAUGUGCUUUCCGUGCCUUAAUGUUUGUCAGAGUGUUGAUGGCAUGGGCACAAGCACAUUCUUUAUUUGUUUUGUUUUCAAGGGUUAAUUUGAUCCAUGCCACUGCAAAUGUGGCAAAUCAAAAAAUAUGCCACUACUAUUGACGUUAUCUAUUGGUGCCACUAUAAAUUCCUAAAAUUGGAACCGUGCCA
This is a messenger RNA of Oryza sativa Japonica Group (Japanese rice), 2599 nucleotides long. Its product is annotated as pentatricopeptide repeat-containing protein At3g29230. Gene Ontology annotation, molecular function: RNA binding; protein binding. Gene Ontology annotation, cellular component: intracellular membrane-bounded organelle. Lineage: Eukaryota; Viridiplantae; Streptophyta; Magnoliopsida; Poales; Poaceae. The record is from RefSeq and is a predicted model, not a curated record. Gene Ontology annotation, biological process: RNA modification.